Messenger RNA from Trichechus manatus latirostris (Florida manatee), 4248 nucleotides. It is a transcript of the gene FAM135B, whose product is annotated as family with sequence similarity 135 member B. The record is from RefSeq and is a predicted model, not a curated record. NCBI's taxonomy places the organism in Eukaryota, Metazoa, Chordata, Mammalia, Sirenia, Trichechidae. The transcript is spliced from 19 exons. The coding region runs from base 1 to 4248 and encodes 1415 amino acids.
AUGUCGGAAGUACAAGGAACAGUUGAGUUUUCUGUGGAGCUACAUAAAUUUUAUAAUGUGGAUCUUUUUCAGAGAGGGUAUUACCAGAUCCACGUGACCUUGAAGGUGUCCUCAAGGAUCCCCCACAGAGUGAGUGCCUCCAUCGUUGGGCAGACAGACAGCUCCAGCCUGCACUCAGCCUACGUCCACGAGAGCACCGUGCACAGCCGCAUCUUUCAGAUCUUGUACAGGAACGAAGAGGUGCCCAUAAACGAUGUCGUGAUCUUCCAAGCUCACUUGCUCUUAGAUGGUGAAAGGGUAGAAGACGCAUUAAGUGAAGUAGAGUUUCAGCUCAAGGUGGACCUGCACUUCACGGACAGUGAGCAACAGCUGCAGGAUGUGGCCGGGCCGCCCUUGAUCAGCAGCCGCACGCUGGGGCUGCAUUUCCACCCGCGGAGGGGUCUGCACCACCAGGUCCCCGUCAUGUUCGACUACUUCCACCUGUCGGUGAUCUCCGUGACGGUCCACGCCGCCCUGGUGGCGCUGCAGCAGCCCCUGAUCAGUUUCACUCGUCCAGGAAGAGGCUCCUGGCUUGGCAAAGGCAGCCCAGACGUGGGGCCAGAACAGUCCAGCAUUUCUCUGGAGAACCUGGUCUUUGGAGCUGGGUACUGUAAGCCGACUUCCUCGGAGGGGAGCUUCUACGUGCCCUCGGAGAACUGCAUGCAGCAUGCCCACAAGUGGCACCGGGGCCUGUGCCGCCUGCUGCUGCACGCGUACCAUGGACUCCGCACCUACUUCCUGGUCAUCAUGCGGGACGUCCCAGAGCUGCCGCGCACGGAGCUGGAGGCCCUUGCUGUUGAAGAAACACUCUCUCAGCUGUGCUCAGAGCUGCAGAUGCUGAACAAUCCAGAGAGAAUAGCUGAGCAGAUAAGUAAGGAUCUCUCCUGGCUUGCCUCCCACCUGAUGGCUCUUUGGACCCAAUUCCUGGACACAGUGACUCUACACUCCCAAGUUACCACUUAUCUCACCCAGGAACAUCACACCUUGAGGGUCCGAAGGUUUUCCGAGGCCUUCUUUUACACGGAGCACCAGAAACUCGCAGUCCUGACCUUCCAGGAAAAUCUCAUACAGACCCACAGCCAGCUAUCCCUGGAUGUCCGGAACUCGGAGUACCUGUCCAGCAUGCCCCCACUGCCUGCAGAGUGCCUGGACAUCGAUGGUGACUGGAACACCCUGCCUGUGAUCUUUGAGGACCGUUACGUGGACUGCCCUGCCACAGGGCAUUACUUGAAUGUUUAUCCUAAUUUUGAUGUUCCAGUGACAAGUCCCACAAGAAUGAACCUAAAAGACAGAGAAGAGAGCCAUAACGUAAAUAGCAAAUCGUCUUUCACGGAAGACCUUGUCUUGGACCCCAGGAAACCACCCCACAUGGACUCUGAUGAAGAGGUUAUUAGGGGUCCAGAUCCAGGUGAGAAUGAGUCCACAUUAAAUCAUGCAGAUCUGUGCUCUGAAUCGCAAGUAUAUCUGACAAUUGGUGAAUUCCAGAACAAAGCGGGUCUGUCUGAAGAAGAAUGUUGGACUGGCCAAAGGUCUGAAGUUGGAACACAUCCACUGGCAGAUAUGGACACGCCCAUAAAGAGUCUGGGUCCAGAGGACGGGCAGGUCCCAGCGCUGACCUACAUUGAUGUGAAAUCGAGCAAUAAGAAUCCUUGCAGAGCUGAACCCAUGGUGGUGGAACCCAUCGUGGUGGAACCCAUGGUGGUGAUUAGUGCUCAUCGUGAGACUGAGACUUUGGGCGAUAGCUAUGAAUUAGACAGAACUGUGCUAAGCAAAAUGGCAGCAGGUGGAAGCCGUCAAAAUGCCAUCUCUUCUGAAAAGACAACACUCCAUGAAUUAAGUCCUCUUGGAAAGAGAGUAGAACAAGAGGGUAAGAUGGUGCUGCUAAGUCUGAAACCCAUCCCCUCUGAGACCUGUGAUCCACUAAGUUCUAUUCUGAGGGACCCCUUGGACAUUAGGUCUUCCCUAAAGGACCCUCACAUAGAGGAGCAGGAGGAAGUGUUAGUACUUUCUCGGGUCAUCAAGAGAUCUUCGUCUGUCAUAUCUGACUCGGGCAUUGAGAGUGAACCAAGCUCUGUCGCCUGGUCUGAUGCCCGCAGCAGGGCCCUGGAUUUGCCCAGUGAUCGGGAAGUCUUACACCAGCUAGUUCGAAGACAUGCCCUCCACAGGAACUCCCUGGAGGGUGGACACACAGAGAGCAACACGAGUUUGCCCAGUGGCAUCCAGGCGUCUCUCACCUCCAUCAGCUCUUUGCCCUUUGAGGAGGAGGAACGGGAGUUGGCACUUACCAAGUUGACCAAGUCGGUAUCCGCACCCCAAAUCAGUAGCCCGGAGGAGUCUGCUGAAGACACGGACACUAUGCAGCAAGGCGGAGGACUUGCUGAAGCUUCGGAUAUGCACACCAAGAGCAUAUAUUCCCCGGAAAACUGCUCCCAACUUUGUGGUGGCUCUAGAACCCAUGAUGCUGAGGUAGACCAUUCCCUUGUGGAGAUAGUUUUAGAUACUAGUGACCAUCAGGACCCUGGUUACAUAGACAUCCCAAAAGGUAAAGAGAGUCAGUUUGAUCCUCAAGGACACUGUAGUCUUGAUGGUAGAACUGAGAACCCCCCAGAUGUUGAUACCAAAGGUCUUAAUUUAAAAAUACCACACAUCAUAGCACUUGAAAAACCUAGGGACAGAUCUUUCCAUAGAACACUAUUGGAGACCCCAAAGGGCAUGCCUAAAGACUUGAAUGUUGAGGAAAGAGCUCUUUCCGACAGCAGCAUCUCAGAUGUUGAGGAUAUUGUCCACCAUAAGGUGCCUGGAUGGAGCCGUGCAUCAGGCAUUGGUGCCAUUGACCUGGAUCCAAAAGGGGAGCCAAGUGGCUUACCAUGCAUCACUGACGACACAAUGUUUACUAGAGGAGCUAAUGCUUCACCCGAGACUGAACGUAAAGCAGGCACCAUGUGCGCCACUGUGACUCACUCCACCCAUUUCCAAGAAUCUGAAAACGAAGAACUGAAAGCAGGCACUUCCAUCAUGGGGUCCCCACUGAACGCUCCAGAGACCUUUCCCCUGGACAGCCUGAAGGCUGUGGAGGUGGUUAACUUAUCUGUGUCUUGCACUGCCACCUGUCUCCCUUUCUCAUCUGUGCUCAAGGAGACCCCUUCCAGGGCUGGAUUCUCCUCCAAGCAGACCCCAUUCCCCAUCACUCAUCAACCCCUGGGCUCCUUUGGAGUUGUUUCCACACAUGCCAGCAGGUUGGAGGGAGAAAUCAGUGAAAGAAUGUUUAGUUUCUAUCAGGCCAAAGAAAAAUUUAAAAGAGAACUGAAGAUUGGAGGAUUUCUGUACAGUGACUUAUCUGUACUAGCUUCUGAUGUACCAUAUUUCCCACCAGAGGAAGAGGAAGAAAAUUUGGAAGACGGGAUUCACCUGGUUGUCUGUGUCCACGGCCUGGAUGGGAACAGUGCAGAUCUCCGGCUGGUAAAGACUUUCAUAGAACUGGGGCUCCCUGGAGGAAAAUUGGACUUCCUAAUGUCUGAAAAGAAUCAGAUGGACACAUUUGCAGAUUUUGAUACCAUGACAGACCGGCUGCUGGACGAGAUCAUCCAGCACAUUCAGUUAUACAACCUCUCCAUAUCCCGAAUUAGCUUCAUCGGCCAUUCUCUUGGGAACAUCAUCAUCCGGUCUGUUCUCACUCGGCCCCGGUUUCGGUAUUACCUCAACAAACUGCACACGUUCCUGUCACUGUCUGGGCCUCACCUGGGGACCCUGUACAACAACAGUACCCUGGUUAGCACAGGCUUGUGGCUCAUGCAGAAAUUGAAGAAAUCCGGGUCCCUUUUGCAGCUGACCUUCAGGGAUCAUGCUGAUUUGCGCAAAUGUUUCCUCUACCAGCUAAGCCAAAAAACAGGGCUGCAGUAUUUUAAGAAUGUCGUACUGGUUGCUUCUCCCCAAGACCGCUAUGUGCCAUUUCAUUCGGCCAGGAUCGAGAUGUGCAAGACUGCCCUCAAAGACAGACACGCAGGGCCAGUUUAUGCAGAAAUGAUCAACAACCUUCUCCGCCCUCUGACGGAAGCCAAGGACUGCACUUUAAUUCGCCACAACGUGUUCCAUGCCCUGCCAAACACUGCCAACGCCCUGAUCGGCCGAGCUGCCCACAUCGCUGUGCUGGACUCAGAACUCUUCCUAGAGAAGUUCUUCUUGGUGGCUGGACUCAACUACUUUAAGUAG